CGGCGCACUCUGUCAAGUUUUCAAAAUAUCUUUUGUAAGUUGAGAACAAUUAGAGAGUAAGAUAUAAAAAUUAGAGGCGGAUGUUGGGCUCAAAUCUAGAAUUGUAAAACGAGCGAGUGGCCGUCAUUCCUAGUUAUUUGUUAACUGAAAUUCCUUCGGACAUUUGGAUAAUGCAUCCAGAUGAAUGAGAUAGCCUCAUUUGGACAAUGUAAGCAGAUUUCUCCAUGAGGAGCUUAGACAGCAACAUGGAUAUUUUCGUGUUCUCUCUCGUCCUAACACUAACUGGAUCCUUAGGAGUGGACCCUUCACUUGUGCAAGAGAAUCCAACAAAAACAGACUGUCUGACCGAGGGUGUAUUCAUAUGUGACCUGGGAAGUCAAGAAUGCGUCCCAAACCAGGUCAAAUGUAACGGUGUAAGUGACUGUAGCAAUGGUCUGGACGAGGAUAUAGCCACGUGUGGUUGUUUGAGCACAGAAUUCCAGUGCAAUAGCACCACGUGUAUAGAUUUGAUCAGAAGGUGUGAUAGGGUCGAGGAUUGUACUGAUGGACUUGAUGAACAAGAUUGCAUCACGUAUGCCUGUCCUCCUACCCAUGGGAAGUGUAAAAAUCAUUACUGUGUACCACGUGACAACUUUUGUGAUAUUGAGGACAACUGUGGAGACAACAGUGACGAAAUCAAUUGUGCUUAUCCCGAAUGUUACCCCACUCAGUUUAAAUGUCGGAAUAAACAGUGCGUCAACCUGGAUUUGCUGUGUGAUGGAAUCAAGGACUGUUUUGACGGAAGUGAUGAAGAAAACUGCGACUUGUACCACCGGUGUGGGUCGGGUUUUUAUAGAUACCCGAGCAGUGUGUGUGACGGAUUCGUAGAUUGCGAGGAUCAGUCAGAUGAGGCUAACUGUACCAUUUCCUGUCAAAAUGGCUUCCGGUGUAGAAAUGGGCGUUGCCUAGGAAUGGCCAAUCGUUGUGACUGGUUCUGUGACUGCGGAGAAAGCUGUGAAGAUGAAAUGGGCUGUGGAGCCCCUGUUUGUCCCGUUGAAGACUCGUUUGCCUGUAAAUCUCUGUAUGAGCUGAAGAUAGAGAGAUGUAUCGAUAAUAAGUACCUUUGUGACGGGCAGAAUGAUUGCUACAACAAUGAACGCGGGUCUGACGAGAUGUCCUGUCUCUAUCAACUACAGGCCAGCUAUAAUAUUUCCGGAAAAAACUGUAGCGAUUUUGGUCGUGAUUACUUCCCUUGCCCAGAGGGACGUUGUAUUCCUCAUAAAGCGGUGUGUGAUUACUUCAUAGACUGUAAGAAUGGCGAAGAUGAGGAUAAAAGAAUGUGUGAAAAGUAUUUCCGGGACUGCAAACAAGGGGAGUUUGAGUGUAAGAACAGACAGUGUAUUGAUUCCUCGUCCCGCUGUGACGGACGGGCGGACUGCUACGACGGAUCUGACGAGGAAGAUUGUGAUAAAAUACAAUGUCCAUCUGGCUACAGACACUGUAAGAGUGGACCAUGUAUACCGGAAGUUUAUUGGUGCGACUACUUCCGUGACUGUCCGGAUGUAUCAGACGAAACAGACUGCUUUCACCGCCCGUGUGAAGUGGAUGAAUUUACUUGCAAUAAUGGACAGUGUAUUGAUUCCAAGUACAUCUGCUACAAGUCGGCCGACAAGAGACUGGGCUGCGCUGACGAGUCCAAUUUGUACCUCCCCCAAUGUAAGGAAGCAAACUGCUCCCUUGGUCAGUUUAAAUGCCGUAAUUCCUACUGCAUUGAUGAGGAUGCUGUGUGUGAUGGAAAUAUCGACUGUCCUCUUAACUCGUACUGGGACGAACUCGGCUGUCCUGCGCCAUGUCCAUAUCUCUCAAUGGAGUGUAUAUGUCGCACUGACGAGAUAGACUGUCGUGGCAGGGGUUUAAAAAAACUACCCACGGAUCUCCCCCACGAACACAACGUGGCCAAAUUUUUCCUGAGUGACAACUUCUUGAACAACUCUUUGGACAACACAUCAUUCCUGAUUUAUUCAAAAGUUGUUUACCUAGAUCUCAGCAACAACUCCCUCAAGCAGGUGCCCGUGGGGAUGUUCCGAAACCUGUUCAGACUCGUCUCUUUAAACUUGGAGUACAAUCUAAUUAGUGAAUUAGAGGAGGGGGCGUUCGUUGGACUCUAUAAUUUACGAAGCUUAUACAUAAAAGGAAAUCGCAUCCAAGAUGUCUAUCCGUACUCCCUGACAGGACUUUCAAAACUCCUAACACUUGACCUGAGCGGACAGCGACUACGGUGUCUGUAUAAGUUUGGCCUUGUUGGACUUAGAAGUGUGUCUAGACUAGAUCUCUCAAGGAAUCAAAUCGAACACGUGUAUAGCGGAGCGUUCAGUGGUCUCGACAGUUUGUUAACAUUAGAUCUGUCAAAGAACAAGAUUUCGCACAUCGAUGGAAGUGCUUUUAAUGGACUGGCAAAAUUAAAGAUGUUAGAAGUGGACGAGUUCCGUUUCUGUUGUUUGGCUCGGGAGGUGGAGAAAUGUCUACCUGAGCCGGACGAGUUUUCCUCCUGUGAGGAUCUCAUGUCUAACUACCUCCUCCGGAUCACUAUCUGGAUCUUGGGGACCGUCGCCUUUUUUGGGAACCUUCUGGUCUUUAUCUGGAGGAUCAGGGACGAUAGGAAUGGAAAGGUUCAUUCUUUUCUUAUUACAAAUUUGGCAGUUGGUGACUUUUUCAUGGGAGUAUACUUAUUAAUCAUUGCUGUGGUGGAUAGCUACUACAGAGGAGAGUAUAUCAUAUUCGACAAAUCUUGGCGGGAAAGUGAGUUGUGUAAAUUCGCAGGCUUUAUAUCUACAUUCUCUAGUGAGCUCUCAGUGUUUACACUUACUGUGAUAACGCUGGACCGAUUGAUUUGUAUUAUAUUUCCAUUGAAAUUGAAACGUCUUGGAUUAAAGCAAGCUUCUAUAGUGAUGCCGUGUAUCUGGAUUGUAGUGACAAUGCUAUCCGGAAUCCCACUUUUCGGUCUGGACUAUUUUGACAAUUUUUACGGGAGAUCAGGAGUGUGCCUGGCGUUUCAUAUAACACCGGAUAAACCAAAAGGAUGGGAAUAUUCCGUGUUUGUGUUCCUAGUUCUAAACUUCAUAUCAUUUUUAGUCAUUUUCAUUUCAUAUCUAUGGAUGUUUCUUGUAGCCAAACAAACAACUACUGCCGUUCGAAAGUCCAAGGCGAAGUCUGACAAGUCCAUGGCCAAACGAAUGACGCUUAUUGUCAUGUCCGAUUUCUUCUGCUGGGUACCUAUCAUCCUUCUUGGAUUUGCAUCGCUAGGUGGCGCAACUGUUCCACCCCAGGUUUACGCUUGGGUGGCAGUCUUUGUACUACCUUUGAAUUCAGCAAUUAACCCUGUGCUCUACACGAUAUCCACUGCUCCAUUCAUGAGAAAUAUUAGAAAACGAGCUUCGCGCUUUCGGAAAUCCUUCACGGGGUCAGCGAGAAAUACCGAUACAAAGAAUUCGUUCAUAGAAAAUUCCUCCCAGAUCUGGAAUCGUAAUUCCAUGUACCGACAGCUGGAGCUAACAAGAUUACGUGGUCUUAAAAAGACGUAUACAAACCAUCACGACAAAGGCGCCAGGAUAACGUCUUGACGUGGUCGUCAACAAACGUAUGACAGUGACGCAGAGGAGUUAUCUAAUACACAAAGUGAAUGUGAUAUUUUCACAAAAAGAGCGGAAAAAAGUGGUGUUCAAAGACCAUAAGGUGACAGUUGAACGCCGUAAAUGUAGCAAAUACAAAAGUAAAUUGUUCGAAUAUUUAAUAUCACUAGUUUGAUGAGCACUUUUUUUUUAUUUCAUGAUGUGAUUUAAUGUUUAGAGCAUAUUUUCAGAACUAACUAAGAUUAGUGGUAGGAAGGGAAGAACAAUCCCAAAUACUGUUUAUAUUUUAUAACACUAAAAAUGACACCCGGUUUCCCAAAUGAGUAUUUUUGAUUGAUGAUUAGAAAGCAAUAUAUGUUACUGUAAUUCAUAAUUAUUAUUAUAAAAUGGUGUGACAUGUUGAGUUCAUGCCUAACAAUUGGUAUGAAACAAAUCAGCCAAAAUACAAACCACGCAGGGGAUAUACUUGCUAACAAGGUAAUUAUAUCGACUAUAGAAUUUAUAAAAUGCUGACAUAAGACGAUAUGUAGAAAUUCCUGUAAUAUUAACGUGUUUGUCAGAGGCCUGUCUCGGUUUAAGUGCUGAUGCUUUAUGUAUCAAAUAAGUUGGGGGAUUAAACACCAUAUACAGAUGAUAGCGGGACAUUGCUACACAUAUAAUGACAUUUGAAGAUGGAAAAGUUGAAAGUAUCUCGUUUGUCAUAAAAUUUAGUUUUUUUUUAGUAGGGCCCUAUUGUCCAUUUGUCCAUAGUCCAGGAAAAUAUAUGUUGCAGAUUUUUUUUAAUGUCAAGUUCACUGUGAUAUAUCGAAUCAGCAUUUGAAUGAAAGUAUUUAUUGUUAAUUGAUAAUACAUCGUCGAUAUAUCUAAAAGUAGAGUUAAAGCCCACAACAAACGUUUUCUUCUGAAGAAGUUCACUUUACAUUCUUUCAAAAUUACAAAGAUGUUGGAUCAUUUACAAUAUUUUUUCUUUAUACUUUAUUUAUAAGAUAGAAUCCUAUUCUUGUUCAUUGUUUAUAUUCUGACUAUCCUUCGUACAGCGUUUUACAAACAUUUAAAGAGAAUAAUGAGAAAAAAAACUUUUGGUGUCAUAUUUAUAUUGAAGACUCUGGAUUGAAAUGUGAAUUAGAGAAAAUUUGCCAACAUCAAACUUGUAUUUUGGGGAGGGGGGGGGAAGCUGUUACUCGUCAUCAUUUACAUCAUCCCAUUUGAAGUUAUUUUUGUUUGUUUAUUUUAAGAUGUUGAUCAAUAAAAAAAAAUUAGUUUUUACUAUAAAUCUACUUAGCAAUCUAAAUCAAUUUUUAAUAGUUUUAUGUAACUGCCGGUC
Saccostrea cuccullata (small rock oyster) is the source of this 4932-nucleotide messenger RNA. RefSeq names its product G-protein coupled receptor GRL101-like. Gene Ontology annotation, cellular component: plasma membrane. The coding region runs from base 225 to 3599 and encodes 1124 amino acids. Gene Ontology annotation, biological process: adenylate cyclase-activating G protein-coupled receptor signaling pathway; hormone-mediated signaling pathway; activation of adenylate cyclase activity. The transcript is spliced from 26 exons. Lineage: Eukaryota; Metazoa; Mollusca; Bivalvia; Ostreida; Ostreidae. Gene Ontology annotation, molecular function: protein binding; G protein-coupled peptide receptor activity. The record is from RefSeq and is a predicted model, not a curated record.